AAUUUAUUCAUCUUUAUAAUUUAAUAAUAAUGAUAAAUAUACAUAUAAUGUAGGACUAUAAAAUAUUAUAAUCUAAAGCAAUUUUUUAGUCAGAAUAUACAUACUAUAUUUACAUUAAUGUUUGAGAUAGAAAGAGAGCAAUAGAUAGAAUAAAAAGACAAGAAUAGAACUGGGUUUGGCAAGCGUGGUGAUUUUACACCUACCUUUUAACCGGACCGUAGUUGAUUGUAUUGUAUUCGUUUUACGAUACGUAUCAUGCUUGACCCAGGUGGUUUCCCUAAGAAAAGUGUAUUUCUAUUUUACAUAUUAUUACAACACUUCAUCAUUGUUGUGACAAAUUUAUUUAAUAUUCUGUACAAUCGAAGCUAGUUCUCAAUAGUUUUAGAUAUCAGAAAUAUGAGAUUACGAAUAGUUGUGAUAUGUAUGUCGUAAAAUUAGAACGUGUUACAAUCUACUAGAUUUUUCACUUUUUACAGUCAUGCAUUUUUUUAAAAAAUUAUAAAUUUUUAAAAAUGACUUAAACAGAGACUUUAAGAAUGACUUAAAUAAAUCACGAUCACCAAUUUCAAUGCGCGAUGCUGAAUAUUAUAUUAUGUUGGAUAUGUUGGCUGUUUUGGGCGGGUCUUCCGAUAAUUACAGCCUAUCCCGUAUCAUCGUCUAUACGAACAGAUUUAUCAUAUAACCAUACUUCAUCAAAAUGGGAACAAUACUGGAUACAAUAUACUCUUGGUCUUUUAAGUGUGACAGUUACAGCAUUUACUUUAGUUGGCUGUCUUUGUUGUCGAAGACCUAGAAGACCUAAAGGAUUUCAAGACAAAGCAGAAAAAUGCAAUCAGGAAUUCAAAGAUGGAAACAAUAUUGGUCAAGAAUUAGUAUUUGAGCAUUCUUUUGAAGGUUUGGAGUUAAAUGUUCCACAUAUAUUAGCUGUUUCAGAAAGAGUACAAUUUGAUCCUUUACCUGUAGAACAUAUUAUAUCUGGUCCUAAAAAUAUUUUAAAACCAAAGCCAUUACCUUUAUCAUCAUUAUUUUUUGAAAAACAUCAUUCUGAUUCUACUCUGCCAGAAUAUUGUCGUGAAUGGUUUGAUGCAAAGGAUUUAUGUAUAUCUAGAGAAAAAUUAAAAUAUUUAAGAGAGAUUGGUCAUGGUUGGUUUGGAAAAGUUGUAGAAGGUCGUGCAGAUUUAGAAGGACAUAAAAGGACUUCCAAAAAUGGUGGUGUUGUUGUGAGAAUUCUUACAGAAGAAGCUACUAUGAAGGAAAAAGCUUGGUUUCUUGGUGAAGCUACUCCAUAUUUGAAAUUACAUCAUCAAAAUAUUUUAACUUUGAUAGGUUUUUGUUUAGAAACUGAUCCAUAUUUAUUAUUAUUUGAAUCAUGUUCAGUGGGUGAUCUUAAAAGUUUUUUGUUAUCAAACCGUGAUAAAAAGUCUCAAGAAGCACUUAAUAAAGAAAACAUUCUAAUUCGAAUAGCAUUGGAUAUUGCUGCUGGUUUAAAACAUAUGCAUUGUAAUGGAUUUGUACAUACAGAUUUAUCUGCUAGAAAUUGCUUAGUAGCAUCAGAUUUAUCAGCAAAACUGGGAGAUUAUGGAACUGGUGUAGAAAAAUAUCCUGAAGAUUAUUAUGUAAUUGGAGAUCGUGCAUUACCUAUUAGAUGGUCAGCACCAGAAAGUGUAGAAUGUACUGAUACAACUAUUGAAACUAGAGAAAUUACAUCUCAAGCAAAUAUGUGGAGUUAUGCUAUUUUUCUUUGGGAAAUUAUUACAUGGGGAGAUAUACCAUACCAUGAUAAGAGUGAUGAACAAGUAAUUCAAAUGCUUUUACAUUUAAAAUCAAAUCUUUCAUCAAAUGGUAUACAAGUUUUACAAACAUAUUUAGAAAAUUGUCCAUCAAAUAUAUAUCAAGCAAUUUAUUUAAGUUUAAAUUUAAAUCCACAAAAAAGACCAAAUUUGGAUGAGAUAAGACAAUUUCUUUUAAAUGAACAUAUAGAAUGCUUGGAUUUUGAACAAAGAUGGGAAAAUUUACGAGUUAAUGCUAAAUAUGUCCGAAGUGCAAGUUUGCAAGAUCUUAGAGGAAGUAUCGAUUCAGAUUAUUGGACUACUAUUGUUGAUGAUACACCACAUCAAUCAUCAUUUCGACUUGGACCUAAUGAAUUAGUAAAAAAUAUACCAAGUAUUAAAAAUAUUAUUCAUCAUGAAUCAAGCUCUGAAACUGAAGAAGAAAGUUGGAAAGGACGAAUUGAACAGGGAGUUUAUACUGAAAAAGUAAAACAAAAAUCUAAAUCUGUUACUGAUUUAAUGGUUCUUGUACAUAUCGAUUUUGAUUCUGAUGCAGAAUUAUCAAUGGGAGCUCAAAUCUCAGAAAAAUAUGGAAAAAAAAAAUUACCUGCUACUGGUAGUGAUAGUGAUCUUAGACAUAGUAUUCAUACAGAUGAAUUCGAUGAAACAUUAAGAAAAUUGCGGAAUCCAUUGCCAAAUAAUACUUCUAACAAAAUCAGGAUGUUAGAUACUGCAGAAAAGCCAAAAUUAUUGACAUUAACCAUGGAUCAAACUCAAACUCCAAUUUUGAGAUUAUCUUUAAAUAACAAAGAAUUUGAUACUACAUCUAUUGUAAAUACAAUUACAGAAACACAUAAUGAUAAACAUAUACUAAGACUUCUAUCAAAAGGAGAUCCUAAUCCUCCUCUUUUAUGUUAUGUACCUGAUGAUACAUCUUCUGAAAUAUUAAAAAAAGAUGAUAAAUCUCAAUGUAACUUGUGUACAUUUAAGCAUGAAAAUACUUUUUUUUCUAACAAUUGUUCAAUUAAUUGUGGAACUGAUGAAAAUACUUUAGUUGAUGUUGCACUUUGGAAUCAUGCAUUAGAUUCUGCUUUAGAAAAGAAAGUACCUGGUUUCUUAGAUGAAGGUGAAUUUAAUGAGUAUGCAGAAUCUUUAUUUAAACAAGAAAAUAAUAUUGCAUCAGAAUUAAUUGUAACUAUUGAAUCAAAUACUUUGCAAUCCCAGAAACACUAUAGACAUAAUUCAGAUAAAUUCUCCAACGAAGAAGAUAUAGGCAUGAAUCGGAGAUGUUUAUCAAAUGAAGAUGAAGAAGAAAGAAAACAAUUAUCUACUCCUGAUGAUGAACAAAGUUCUGAUUCUGGAUUUAGAGAUAAAGAAUCUUAUGAAGAAGAAGAAAAUGUUUAUGCUUUAAUUCCAUCAACUUCUACUAAUAAUUCUACAAUAAAUAUACCAAUAUAUAGUGAAGAAGAACAGUUACAGAUUUUAUUUGAACUAGAUACUAUUCUUGAUGCAGAAUACUAUGCAACACUUCCAGUAUCUGAAAGAAUGACAGAAAAUUUAUCUUCAAAUAAUCAUAUAGAAAAUAAAAUUAUCUGUACAAAUGAAGAUGAAUCUGAUUCUAUUCAUACUGUAGAUACUAUCAUUGAAAUAGAUAAUAAUGAAAAUCUUACUUCUAAUAUCAAUUUGCUAGAAAAUGACAUAAAACCAAUAUUAAAUAAUGAACAGACAAUUCAAUUAGAAAAUAUUAAAAUUAAAAUUGAGGAAAAUAUUGAAGUAAAAAAUUUAAGUGAUAUUAAUUCUUCUUCUCAACAAACAAAUUUAAAAGAUUGUAAUAUUGAAACAAAUAUCAAAUAUUCCAAAGGACAAAAAGAAUUAAAAUAUUUACAAAAUAAAAAUGAAAUUAAAAAUAAAAACGAAAAUAGAAAUGAAAAUAAUAUAAUUAUUAAUACAAAUAAGUAUGGAAAUGAAAAUGAAAAAGAAUUUAAAAAUAAAGAUGAAAAUGAAAUUGAAAAUAAAAAUGAAUGUGAAGAUUUAAGUGAUAUUAAUUCUUCUUCUCAACAAACAAAUUUAAAAGAUUGUAAUAUUGAAACAAAUAUCAAAUAUUCCAAAGGACAAAAAGAAUUAAAAUAUUUACAAAAUAAAAAUGAAAUUAAAAAUAAAAACGAAAAUAGAAAUGAAAAUAAUAUAAUUAUUAAUACAAAUAAGUAUGGAAAUGAAAAUGAAAAAGAAUUUAAAAAUAAAGAUGAAAAUGAAAUUGAAAAUAAAAAUGAAUGUGAAAUUGAAGUCAGAAAUAAAAAUGAAAGUAUAAAUGCAAGUAAAUAUGAAAAUAAUAAUAAAAGUGAUAUUAAAAAUAAAAUUGAAAAUGAAAAAGAAAUAGGAACAAUAUAUGAAAAUAAAAAUAAAAAGGAAAUAGAAAAAAAAAAUGAAAAUGAAAUUGAAGAUGAAGACAGUUCUACUAUGAGUUUACAUAGUGAUAAUUCUUAUGUAUCGUUUGAUAUAGAAGAAGAAUUUGUAACAGCAAUUCGAAAUGAACUUAGAGAAAAAUUACCUUGUGCUCAGAUGUCUGUUGUAGAACCACUAGAAACUCAUGAUAAUGAUAAUCCUAUAUCUAGAGAUAUAGAUAGUAAACAUUGGGAUGAUGAUGAUAGUGAAGAAUCUUCUAAUCAAGGUAGUGGAGGAGUGGGUAUUUCAAUAAGGUAUAAUGUAUAUGAUUCUCCCCUUAGUCCAAUUCAAGAAGAAAGAGAAAGUACUCUUACUUCUGAAUCAUUAAUAUCAAAUUCUAGAGAUACAUCAAUUGCUUCAAAAGAAUCUGUUGCUUCAGAUGAUGUAUUACUAGUUGAUACUCGAACAAAUAAAAUGAUUUUAUUAGAAGGAUUAGGAGAAAAAUUGCAAGAUGAUGAACGAGAUACAACUAAUGGAGAUUUGUCUGAGGAAGAAAAUUUGGAUUAUAAUUGUUCGAUAGUUCGUUCUCGUAAUGAUAAAUCGCAUAUUAUAAUUGCAAGUUGUGGAGCACCUUUACCAAGUCCAGAGGAGGAAUCUAAAUGGCAACAAUUACCAUCAUCUUUUCCAUUACCAUUACCUUUACCAUUGGAAGAUGAUUUAAUGUCAACAAAUUUUGGAACAAAUCAUGGAUGGGGUAGUCAGGAUGAAGAUGAAGAAGAAGAAGAGGAAGAAGAAGAAGAAGAGGAUGAAAAUAAUAGUUCUAGUUCUGGAGAAUUUAUUUGGAAAAGAUACAAUGAAUCACAUAUGGAACAAAUUCAAACUCGAAGUUAUUUAAAUAAUAAUGAAGGAGUAAUAUUAGAUGCUGAUGUUGAAGAUGAAAUAGAUCUUGAAGAAGAAGGAGAGGAUGAAGAAGAAGAAGAAGAAGAAGAAGAAGAAGAAGAAGAAGAAGAAGAAGAAGAAGAAGAAGAAGAAUUUACACCAUCAGCUUGGAAUGCAACAUUAGCACCUCAUCGUUCUGCAUUAAGAUCUCCAGAUAAAACAUUAAAAUCUGAUCAAAAAAAAAGCGUGUGGUUUAAAAAACAACGUUAUCAUUGUGUAUAUGAAUAUCCUAAAGAAACUCUAGCUACAGAAACUCAAGGAGAAUCAACUAAUAUUUGGGAAUCUACUUCAUAUAGUGAUUGGGAGGAAAUGAUAGAUGAACCACGUUUAGAUUUGUAUCCUCUUGAUUAUGACGAUGCUCAUCAUUCUGGAAAUGAAGAGUUUUUUGUAAGCAGUUCAAGUCGUCCAUUUCAAUUUCAAACUAGUGAGAGUAAAUAUGUAAGUCAAUUUUUUCCUGGUGCAUCUACGUCAAUGAAUGAAGAACGAGAUGAAGAUGAUGAUCAACAAGGAAUACCACAAAAUGGAAUAGAAUUGUUAAAUGAUUGUAGUCAAAAUCAACAAUAUCAAUUAGGAGAAUUAAGGCAUACUAGAGAUCGCUUGAAAUUGAAUUUAUCUACAACUGGUUCAUCUUUUGUUUCUACCAAACAAAUGAAAGAAGAUGACGUAAAACAAUUGCAUGAAAGAGAAAAUAUGUCAGAAUUCUCGCAAAGUAUAAACUUAACAGAGGACCAACAUAUGCUAUCAAAUUGUUUGAAUUACAAUAUGUUACCAAUGGUGCCUCCCAAAAACAUUCAAGAUAAAAAAAAACUUAAUUCGAUUUCUUCAAAAAGUGCCCAAUGUGAUACUCAAGAAAAGAUUGAGUCUAUUGACAAGUGUAGUGUUUUAACUCAUGACUAACAUAUUUCGAAGACGUUAAUAAAAUGUUAAAAAUAUAAUUUUAGCUGAACUCCGUCCGAAUUAAUUUUGUUGCAAAAGUACAGUGAUUAUUCAACGAAUUCACUAUUAAAUGAAUCUCGAAUUAUUGUACAUAAUAUGUAACAAAUUUUUAUUGUGGCUAAAAUGUAAUCGAUUGUCUAUAGUGUUAUAUUAAAUUUUGAUUUAUUGUAUAAAAAUAUUAAUAUAGAGCUUAAUAUUGAUAUAAUUUUUUAUAUAAUUAGCUUCAUAAAAAAAUAUAAAAAAAGACAAUCGAUUUUUAAAAGCUACAAUUAUUGAAUAAUUUCAUUUCAUAUUGUAAAUAUUUAUUGAAUUCAUUCAGUACAUAAUUGUUGUCAGAAAAAAUUUGCGUAAGUUAUUAAUGUUAUUAUUUUCAUUAUUUUUAUUGAUAUAUAAUAAUUAUAUUAAUUUUUAAUUAUUGUUAUUUUUAAAUAACGUAUAUUUUUCCGAUCUAUUUUUAUUAAAAUUAUAUUAAUAGAAAACAGCUCUCUAUUCUAAAAGUAUUAUAAUGUCAAUCAAUGGACGGUACUAUAAUUAGUCUUAAUUUUUAGCAAAAAGUGUAUAGUAAUUAAUGCACGAAUAAUUUGUUAUAAAUCUGUAUUGUAUUAUUAUUUUUAGAACUGUGAUGGGCACAAUUUGUGCAUUUUUAUUUCAAUUAAUUUAAUGAAUCAAAUUAGUGAAAUUACAAAUUUCAUGUAAGUAGCACAGAAAAGAUGCUGCCGAAUUCUAUUACAUUCUAUUUCCAAUAAAUUUAAAUAUUCUUGAACGAUUUCUCACACAUAAUUUGUCUUUAAUUUUUAGUAUUCAAAUAAUUUUUUAUGGAAUAAUAUUCUAUGAAAUGUAAAUGCACAAAAAAAAUGUUUAUUAUAAAGAUAUGGCAUUAACUAUUAAAUUUAUAAUAUUUAUUUAAAUAUAAAAACAAAAAACAAUAAUGAUAUGUUAAUAAUUAUAGUUUUUACAAAAUUUUCAAUAUAAUUAUAGCAAAAUAUAAUAGCAGAAUAGAUUAGGCUAAUAUAAAAAAAAAAUAUAUUUAAAAAUAUAAAUAAAGUCAACAUAUUUGAUAUUUACAUUGAUAUAUAAUUUAAUUAAUAUAUAUGAAAUCAUACAUGUUAUGUACUAUUAAUAAUGCUGCAUUUAUUGUGCAGUUUUACUAUUAUAAUUAUUAUUAUCAUUAUUGAUAAUGCUAAUUCUGUGCUCAUUAUAAUAGAAUAUUAAUAGAGAACAAUUAAUAUAUUGUUAUACAAAGCAGAUAUUGAUUUAAAAAUGUGUUUCAUUGUUUUUAUUUCCUAUUCCGUUAUGACACAUUUACAUAGGAAAUAUUUUAAUUUUAUGUAUUUCAACUAACUUUAUUAAUUUUAAUUUAUUUUAGCAGAAAAUGAUAAAAAUUUGAUAUAUUGAAUAAAAUUCAAAUAAAAUAAUUUACUCAAAUUAUAAUAUAUAUAAAGAAAAUUUAAAAUUUUAUUAUAAAUAUUUUACUUAUAACAAUUAUUUUUAUAAAAAAUUUGUGUAUAAUAUUAUUUUAUGUUUGUAUAUUAUUAAAAUAUAUAUAUUAUUUAUAUGUGA
Molecule: messenger RNA, 7586 nt
Organism: Apis cerana (Asiatic honeybee)
Lineage: Eukaryota; Metazoa; Arthropoda; Insecta; Hymenoptera; Apidae
Product: rho-associated protein kinase 1
Biological process (GO): protein phosphorylation
Molecular function (GO): protein kinase activity; ATP binding
Source: RefSeq, a predicted model, not a curated record